ACCAACCAAGAUCAGUAGCAAUCCACCUUGGCCACCAGACGGGUCAGUUCGCGGACAAGCAAGCAAGGCGCGCGCGCCGCCGGCGUGGACGGAUCGAAAUGGGCUCCUGCGUCUCGUUCUCGCGCUCGCCGCCGCCGGCGUCGUCGUCCACAGCAGCGGGGGAGUUGGCGAGGCGUCAGCGGGCGGUGGUGGCCACGUCCAAGGUUGUGAACCUGGACGGCUCCAUGGCGCAAUUCGCGGGGCCGGUCACGGCGCGCGAGGCGCUGCUGGAGCUGGCGCCGGGCCAAGCGCGCUUCCUCUGCAUCUCCGACGAGCUCGGCUUCGACGUGCCCGCCCGCGCGCUGGCCGCGGGCGAGGCACUCCGGCCGGGGCAGCUCUACUUCGCGCUGCCCGCGCCCAUGCUGCGCCGGCCGCUGUCCGGGGACGACAUGGCCGCGCUCGCCGUCCGGGCCGCCACGGCGCUCGCGGUCGAGGCGGGUCUCGCCGCCGGAGGCUUGUCUCCUCAGCGGCGAACGAAGAAGGGCGAGGCGGCGCCGGGCAACGGGCGGCACCGGCGCCGGCAGUCGACGGCGCGAGUGGCUCCGCUUCUCGUCGCCAGCGGCAAGGACGACGGCCUGUCCGACGACGGUUCUUGGAGCAGCGACAUGCGCGGCGGAUUAGCAACGCGCAGGACGGGUCACGACGGCGACCGCACGGCCGGGAAGGCGAGGGCCGGACGGGGAGCUGCUCACAGGAGCGGCGGCGCUCGUCGCCAUCGUCCCGGCGUGCAGCAGAGGUUAAGCGCCAUCGCCGAAGAUGAAGAGUAAUGCGCCGGUAAAUCGACGGAUUUGCUGAGUUCUGAUCUCGACCAGGGGAUGCCAAUGCAACCUAUAUUCGUCUGUCGUCGUCUCGUCUCGUCUCGUCUCGCUCCCCCGUCUUCGAAGAUCGGCGGAGAAGCGAACCAACGAGAUUUAUAUAGGAGUAGAGUAGCAUAUCACAGUGCCCGUGCAGGGCACGAGGGAACACAGGCAGCUCCGAUUCUUUCCUUUCGUGUGUGGACCCAGGAUUCGGAGAUACUAGAUUGAUAUUGAUGAUAUUAAUAAGAGACCAAA
This is a messenger RNA of Panicum virgatum (switchgrass), 1091 nucleotides long. RefSeq lists its product as uncharacterized. The transcript has a single exon. NCBI's taxonomy places the organism in Eukaryota, Viridiplantae, Streptophyta, Magnoliopsida, Poales, Poaceae. The record is from RefSeq and is a predicted model, not a curated record. Bases 99 to 806 code for a protein of 235 amino acids.